AUGACCGACAGCCUCAACCUCAACACGUUCCGUGUCAAGUUCGAAGCCGGCCGUUCUUUCGAUCUAGAAGAUGACAUGGAGUUUUGCCCAGGCCUGCUGUCUGAAAACGACUUGGUUUCCAUCCACAGUUCUUCUGAGCGCUCGUCACUGGCUAGCAAUUCUCCGGAAAACUCGCCGUCUCAGCCAUCGCAGGUGGCGCCAAUCUUCUCUCUGAACGCAUCAUCACCUUCAUUUACUCUCCCCACUCUGACGCAACAAGCAACGAAGCUGUAUCAACCUGCGGCCACUCGCGCCCGCAAUCCUAUUCCGAUUGUUCACCCUUCGUCGCGCCCAGCAUCGCACAUUAGCAUGUCUACUCCCAUUCCGCCUUCUGGGUCCCCAGGCAUGCGCAUCCCGCAGCAGAUCGGUGCCGUAUGGUAG
Grosmannia clavigera kw1407 is the source of this 420-nucleotide messenger RNA. RefSeq lists its product as uncharacterized. The record is from RefSeq and is a predicted model, not a curated record. The transcript has 2 exons. The coding region runs from base 1 to 420 and encodes 139 amino acids. Lineage: Eukaryota; Fungi; Ascomycota; Sordariomycetes; Ophiostomatales; Ophiostomataceae.